Molecule: messenger RNA, 3316 nt
Organism: Kockovaella imperatae
Lineage: Eukaryota; Fungi; Basidiomycota; Tremellomycetes; Tremellales; Cuniculitremaceae
Exons: 12
Coding region: 192-3161 (989 amino acids)
Cellular component (GO): plasma membrane
Molecular function (GO): calcium-activated cation channel activity
Source: RefSeq, a predicted model, not a curated record
CCGCAUUGUCCAAACGGCUGCGGCUGUUACAGUGAUCACUAUUCCUGUUGCGUCGAGCAGCGAGCAGCAAAUGCUAGACUAUUCGCUUUGCUGCUCGCCCAUGACCGUAUAGGUCGGUCACAACCGCUGCUGUAUUCCACUUCUACUUCCUCGCUUGGUAGCUAGUCAAUCUCACAGCGAACGCUUCAGCCAUGGCGGAAAAUGCCAACGCCCAAGCUCUGUCUGCUUCGACGAGCUCUUUCGUCACGUCUCUCGCAGUCAACUCAGCCAUCGCAGGUGGAGAAAUCGUAGCGUUUAUCCUCCUCCGACGAUGGAUCAAAGCGAUCUACGAACCGAGGACAUACGUGCCGCCCAAAGCGGAACAAGCUCAAGUCCUUUCCUCCAACCUGUUGUGGCCUGUAUGGAAGAUCAUAUUUGCCGACCCUGAGGAGAUACUCAACAAGAAUGGUGUCGAUCCCUAUGUCUUUGUUCGAUUCCUCAUCAUGAUGUGCAAGGCCAUGGUGCCUAUCUGGCUUUUGAGCUGGGUGGUUCUCAUGCCAAUUGAUAGCGUUAAUACGGGAUCAGGAAAGACAGGCGUGGACAGGUUCACCUUUGGAAACAUCUCGAACAAGGAUCAGAACCGAUUAUGGGCACAUUUGAUCCUCGAUAUCGUGUUCAUUGGCUGGAUCAUCUAUCUUAUCGUCGGAGAGAUGCAUCAUUGGCUAGUCGUAAGACAGAAAUACCUCAUCAGCCCCGCGCAUUCGAGACUGCCCCAAGCUAGCACAAUCCUGGUCACGGGCAUCCCAAACAGCUAUAUGGACGAGCAGAAACUACAAGACUUGUAUUCACCCCUUCCUGGAGGAGUCAAAUCGAUCUGGCUCAAUCGAAACCUCAAGGACAUGCCGGAUCUCUGGGAUAGACGGACAAAGGCUGCUCAGAAACUCGAAUCCGCAGAAGUCAGCCUCAUCAAAGCUGCUCGAAAGCGUCGAGCUCAGAACCAAGCAAAGAUCGUAAAGCUUCAGGCAAAGGGUAAACCUAUCCCUGAUUCUCUCACGGGUCCAGCGAAUCCCGAUCUUAUCGACAAGGUAGAACAGCUUUCCUUGGCCGAUCAGCUGGUCCCUCGAUCUCAGCGACCCACGAUGCGCCUCAAGCCAAAAUGGGCGCCAUUCGGUCUGGGCUUUUUGGGGAUAGGCGAAAAGGUCGACACGAUCGAAUGGGCUCGAAAGGAGAUCCUCGAGGUCGAACCGGCUCUUCAGAAGUGUCGCGAAAAGCUCCAAGACGAUAUCCGCAAAGAGGGUUCUGAAGGAGACUUUUUCCCACCUCGCAGUAGUGCUUUCAUCCGUUUCAACCAGCAAAUCGCUGCCCACAUGGCUACUGAAGCUCUCUCCCAUAAUAUGCCCUACGCAAUGGCAAAUCGCUACAUUGAACAAGCCCCUGAAAACGUAAUUUGGCGAUCGCUCGGGCUCGACCCUUAUGAGGCAAAAGUCCGCCAAGCUAUUUCAUAUGCUUUGACCGGAGGCUUGAUCAUCGGAUGGUCAUUCCCAGUCGCCUUCAUCGGUAUCUUGUCCAGCGUUUCCACUCUUACCAAGACUUUCCACUGGCUCGCAUGGAUCCAAGGCAAAUCUUUUGGCAAACGCUUGCUCCAAGGUGUCAUCAGUGGUAUCAUACCGCCAGUACUGCUCGCCCUUCUCAUGCUGCUCCUACCGGCCAUCUUGCGUCAGUUGGCCGCUUUUGAGGGCAAGCCGAGCAAGACCGAGGUGGAACUAGAUGUGAUGAACCGGUACUUUGUGUUCCUCGUCAUCAACACCUUUUUCAUCGUCACUUUGGCAUCCGGACUCGUUGCUUCCGUCUUGCCCAUUCUCAACAAUCCGGGAUCCGUCGCCAACAUCUUGGCCAAACAGCUGCCGACAGCCUCGACGUUCUUCCUCACCUUGAUCUUGACACAGCUCACAGGAUUGGCCGGAACUUUAUUACAAGUCGUUUCUUUGGCAUUCUACUACAUCAAGGUCAUUCUGCUCGGAGGAUCACCACGAUCAGUCUUCAGCACCAGAUACACUCUUCAAACUCCAUCUUGGGGAACCGAUUUCCCGGGAGUCACAGUUUACGCCGUCAUCAUGCUGGCGUACUGUGUCAUCAGUCCCAUCGUCAACGGCUUCGCUGCCGCCUAUUUUGCGGUCGCUGCCGUCGUCUACAAGUACUUGUACAUCUGGGUCGUAGAUCAACCCGAAUCAAGCGAUACUGGGGGCUUAUUCUUCCCAAAAGCUAUCAAUCACGUCUUCGUCGGCAUCUACAUUCAAGAAGUCUGCCUCUGCGCUCUCUUCUUCCUCUCACGAAACGAGAAGGGGAACGUGGCCGCCUUGCCUCAAGCCAUCAUCAUGAUCGUUGUGAUUGUUGCUACCGCGGGCAUACAUUACGUCCUGAUGGCAUCAUACAAACCGCUCCGUCAUUCACUGCCGCUGAGUCUCGCACACUUGUCUUAUGGUAUGCCUCGGACGCAGCGUGACCGUGGGGAGAGUAUGAUUGGAGAGGAAUCGGACGACGAGGCCCACAGGAUCGCCGUGGAGAAAGCCUUGCAACGACCUGCAGAAGAUGCCAGAGUGAUUCAGAAGAUUGUCCCUCGACGACAAGGGGCUCUAGAGAAGUUUCGAGACGACUUGGAGAAGAAGGCUCCGAGGGGCUAUGUCACUUCUUCCCCGGAAGCCAUGUCCCCGGUAAAUGGCACCUCUAAUAACAGACCACCGUCGUCCUCACAAGGUACCUUGUCUCCGACGAUGCAGCGUACUCCUGGGUAUCCCACAUCUGCCGGACCUCCCGUCGGCUCCACACACGCCCUGCACGAGGGGUAUGAUGGCCUUGACGGCGGGGCCAUCGAAAUGGGCAAUGUAGGUCAAACGCCAGACCCCGAACUUGAGGAAGAUCAGCCGGCUGGAUACCUCGUGCAACCUGGUGGACCUGGCAUUAGAAAUGGUCAAGAGACUGAUCCGAAUGAUCCGUAUGCCUUUUUCCAUCCCGCAACAAAAGAGAAGAUGCGAGUAUUGUGGUUACCUAGGGACGAGCUGGGUUUGUGCAAGGCAGAGAUUGAGGCGUGUGAGAAGAUGGGCAUAAAAGCUACGAGUCGUCAUGCUAUUCUCACGUCCAAGGGCAAUGUUCGUAUAUUUGGUCCUCCUCCUGAUAACUUCUGAGACCAUCCAUCCACUAUGGUGUUGUUGCAUGUAUACCAUUUAUCCGAUAAAAUCCCACUUUACCGUUCCCGGGCCGUUGACGGAUAUCGGGCCGGCUGAGAGAAAGUCGGUUGGCUGGGGGGAAUGAAUAUAUGGUGCUUGUUAUGUAUACUGCU